Molecule: messenger RNA, 1262 nt
Organism: Cladocopium goreaui
Lineage: Eukaryota; Dinophyceae; Suessiales; Symbiodiniaceae
Source: the annotation of a GenBank genome assembly
UGUAGACACCACGCUGCGCACAGCCAUGGCAUCUUGGAGUCAGCUCGGGCAGCUGGGGCCACACAUCACCACUUUGACAUUGCGAGGGAUCUCCAAGACACGCAACCGUGGCUCCAUCUUACAGCUCUUGGACGAUGCUGGCGGAAAGUACAACUUCGUCUACAUGCCCGCUGGCCGUUCCACUCAUGCAGGCCUCGCCAUCGUAAACUUCGUGGAUGCUGAGGCAUGCCACCGAUGCUUUCUCGCGCUGAAGAACAUGCAGGAGCAAGGUCUGAUGGUGGGCAUUAAGAGCAUCGGGCAGUCAAAAAUUCAAGGCUUCUCCGAGAACCUCGCAUAUUAUGUGGUGAUUUCUCGCCAAGAUGAACGUGUGACAGAUCAACCGUUGAUCUUCGUGAAUGGUGAAGCAGCGGAUGAACGAUUUCUUGAAUAUUUGAUCAAGACUUUCGUGACCCAUGCUAUGAAGCAACGAGCCGAAGAGCAAGCUGAGGCUAUGUACAGUAUCGGGAAGAUGGGACCAUCACCACCUGGGUUGACCUGCGGCCCACUACAGCCAGGGUGCCUUUCGAGAAACAAGGACGGUGCCCCAUCCCAAGCCCCGGCCAUCCCUGCCCUCUCGGUCUCUCUCGGAUCAAACUCUUCGAGAAGCUCCCGGCCAGAGACGCAGAUGCCGCCGACGCCGCAGAUGCCACUGGCUGCACAGGAGGGGCUUCCUAUCUACGACAUCCACGCAGAUGCUGAGAUCCAGGCACUUUGCGACCGACUGGGCCGCAAGACCUGUGAUGGAAUGAUCGUCUUCUCCCUGUAGCAGGGAGCCGGGACUACAUUGGGACUCGCAAAUGGUGUUGAAUUCCCACCUCAAAUUAUUUUCCGAAAUUCAACAUCCACGAACAACGCAGCUGCAUCAUUGGACAGACCAAAUGCAGUGCGCUGGAUCAGCGUGGAUCACUUGCAUCAGCUGGGGGAACCAGUUCCAAAAGUCUGUCUCCUCCAGCGAUGCUUUUUCAUCGUGGUAUUAGAAUUUUCAACAAAACCUGGAACAACUGGAACAACUGAACCCAGGGUAAGUUUUACAGCAGUUGCAUGCGUUGUCGCUGUCUCCGUGCCUUGUACAAACAUGCACCAACCCCUGCUACUCAACAAGGGGUGGUCCAACGGACACGCGAGGAAAUUUGCAGAAACGCUUUUCAAACCUUCUGACUGGCCGAGAGCCAUCAAAGGGUUGCAACUUCGCACUCAUGGGAACACUGCGAGUUAGAUAGUUG